Abrus precatorius (Indian licorice) is the source of this 1356-nucleotide messenger RNA. Its product is annotated as ethylene-responsive transcription factor 3. Gene Ontology annotation, molecular function: DNA-binding transcription factor activity; DNA binding. Bases 264 to 944 code for a protein of 226 amino acids. Gene Ontology annotation, biological process: regulation of DNA-templated transcription. The record is from RefSeq and is a predicted model, not a curated record. NCBI's taxonomy places the organism in Eukaryota, Viridiplantae, Streptophyta, Magnoliopsida, Fabales, Fabaceae. The transcript has 2 exons.
GAUAAAGAAAGCAAGACAGGAGGUGAGUUUGUGAAGGAAGGCAGAAAGUUGAAGGAGCAGAAGAAGAAGAAGAAGAGAAGGUGGUACCGCCUCCAACUCUCUCUCUCUCUCUAUCUAUAUUCAUCAUCUUAGACACUCAUCCAUCUCCCUAACAGCCAUCAAACCCCAUUAAUAUUUCACACCCUGAAAUGUCUCUCUGAGUCCAAAGACUGCACCUUUUUGUGUCGGGUGAAUCUGGGUGUUUCGAUUUCCUUUCACUUCAGAUGAGGAGGGGCAGAGGAGGAGCCACUGCCGCAGCUACUGCGGCGGCGGAGGUUGACGGAUCCGGUGCGAGGAACGUUUUAAAGGAGCCUCGUUACCGUGGCGUGAGAAAGAGACCAUGGGGGAGAUUCGCAGCAGAGAUCAGAGACCCUUUGAAGAAAGCGAGGGUUUGGUUAGGAACCUUCGAUUCCGCGGAGGAAGCUGCUAGAGCCUACGACGCAGCCGCUAGGAGUCUCCGAGGUCCCAAAGCUAAAACAAAUUUCCCUCUCUCACCCUUCUGUUACCAUCAUCCAACCACCGAUCCCUUCUUCUACAACGGUUUUCAAGACCAACACAGCAACCUUCAUAACAUUAACAACCCUCAGAGACCCACCUCUAGCGGCAUGAGUAGCACCGUCGAGUCCUUCAGUGGGCCCCGCCCUCACUCCGUUAAGCCUCCUUCUGCGACGCCGUUUUUGACUGCCACUCGCAGGUACCCUCGGACACCCCCUGUUGUUCCCGAAGAUUGCCACAGCGACUGUGACUCCUCCUCCUCCGUAUUAGACGACAGAGAUAAUAACAUUGUUUCGUCGUCGUUUCGGCCCCCCUUGCCUUUCGAUCUCAAUGCGCUGCCUUUUGAUGAUGACGAUGCUCGUGCCGAUGUUAACGAUAACGAUCUUCGAUGCACCGCGCUUUGCCUCUGAUGCUGCUCCUAGCGCAAAUUAUUUUUAAUUUCUUAUUUUUUUACCCUUCUCCACUUGAUUUUUUGUUAUUUUUUUUCUUGCCAUGCGGAAAAAAAAUUAAAAUGAUGAUGAUGAUGAUGAUCAGAUGUAAGAUUAUGGUAAUAUGAUCUUAAUUCUGUGAGAGGAUGAUUCCGAGCUUUUCGUUUCUUUUUUUAAUUUUAUCUAAAAGGAAAUAUUAAAGUUAGAAAAAAAAUGGAGGAAGUAAUUAUGAUCUGAUUGUUGAAGGAUGUGUUUAUGGAUAUGGAAGGGGUUUGUUGUGGGUAUCUAAUGUUGGUUUGGGUUGCUUACUCUCUAAUUCUCACGGAUACUCUUCUCUGUGUCUAUGUAUAAUACUAGUUAACAAACAAAUUCAGUGUUGUUCUAACCUUGUUAG